AGAAAAGUUUUUCUAUUGUUGAACGCUGUCUGAGAUCACUUCUGGGGUGAAAAGCAAAAGUGAAACUGGAUACCUAUUUGAAAUUCAACCACAGUAGACAGUGCUCAUCUAAAAAAAACUACAAUGCAGUUGAUAUUAGUUAUUCAUAGCAAGCGAAGCCUGGGAGAUUAUCAGAACGUAACGAAGUCACUGUACUUAGUUUUUCGAUUAGCUUGUAAACGACCGGGGGUGGAGCACAGUGUGUAAUGACAUUCGACAGCGGAUACCUGCGUGCAUCACGGUCUCAUGCAUAACGUCUCUCACGUAAUAAAUAAACACCCUUGUUGAUUGUCGCAAUUGUAGCAACUAAAAUAGGUAUUCGUGGGUCGAAACGUCAUCGUCUGGCUAGUUCAUUGACCUCAAGUUGCAUCAUAAUCAGUGUAUAACCUGUCAACCAAAAGUAGCCGGAUCGAAGCAGGCAUCGAGUAGUGGUGGAAGUGAUGAUUUUUCGCAAUUUCCUCUUCUUCACUCAGCAACUCAACGUGAAAAGCAGGUUCAUUUCGUGACGAACGAUCCGGUCAGUUAGAAACUUUGCCCGAACGAGAACGAGACGCUAUGAGACAAAUAAGAAGUCAAACAUCAUCGACAUAGAAAAGGGACUAGCGGAAAAUGAGCACGGCAAGCCACUGUAUCUUGCCUCACCGGCGACGUCACCAGCGCUUCCAGCAGCAGUGACGGUUGACCCAGCAAAGCCUUCUACCGCAAGCAGCAGUCCACGCUCGACCAGCGAACGGGUCGGAUUGGUGUUUCUGUACGUGAUUCAGUUCGUCGGGUUGGGUGCUUCGAUCGCGGGCAUCGUCCUCAUCUGGUACUACAUGGGUUGGGAGUUUGGAUUACCGGCGAUCCUGAUCGCGCUGCUGGCCGUGCUGAUUGCCAGCGGAGCAUGGCGCUGGCUGUACAUUGCUGCCGUGACGGCACCGCGUGACGCAAAAGCACUAACGCGCUACAUCAAGCUCCUGAGAUUGGUGAGGAAGUACUCUCGACAGAACUCCAGUAUCGCGGAGAUCUUCGCCGAGUAUGUUGCCAAGCAACCGGAUAAAGCCUGCUUUAUCUUCGAGGGGAAGGAAUGGACUUUCAGAGAGGUCAGUGACUACUCGAACCGGGUAGCGAACGUGUUCCACACCCAUGGCUACAAGCAUGGCGAUGUCGUCGGUUUGCUGCUAGAGAAUCGGCCCGAAUUCGUUGCCACUUGGCUGGGCCUAUCGAAGCUGGGAGUAAUCAUUCCACUGAUCAACCACAAUCUACGGAAGAAUGCGCUCAUGCACAGUAUUACUGUGGCGAAGUGCAACGCUUUGUUGUACGGUGAAUCGUUGUGUGACUCUGUCGCCGAGAUCAGCGACUCACUUCCGUCGUCAACAGCUCUGUAUCAGCUUAACGAUACUGUCCAGAAAUCAGUGCUGCCAAACUCGAAGGAUAUGGCGACCUUGCUACAGUCCGCUUCGAAGGAGCAACCGUUGUCCGGUGUCAAGAAACCAGACCACCAUGACCGUCUGUUAUAUAUCUAUACAUCCGGUACAACAGGGCUGCCGAAGGCUGCCGUCAUUACACACUCCAGAUUCGUAUUCAUCACGGCAGCUAUCCACGUCAUGUCUGGUUUCCGAAGCGACGACAUAUUCUACACUCCACUUCCAUUGUAUCACACCGCCGGCGGUAUGAUGAGUUGCGGACAGGCCCUACUGUUCGGUGCAACUGUCGCGAUUAGGAAAAAGUUUUCCGCGUCACAGUACUUUGUUGAUUGUCAAAAGUACAACUGCACGGUCGCCCAAUACAUUGGGGAGAUGUGCCGCUACAUUCUGGCCACUCCAGCUUCCCCUGCUGACAAGGGUCACAAAAUAAGGCUGAUAUUUGGAAAUGGAUUACGACCACAGAUCUGGCCGCAGUUCGUUGAACGUUUCAACAUUCCACGGGUUGCCGAAUUCUACGGGGCAACCGAGGGCAAUGCUAACAUUGUUAACCUAGACAACACCCCGGGUGCUAUCGGUUUCGUAUCCCGUAUCAUUCCAUCCAUUUACCCGAUCUCAAUCAUUCGAGCGGAUCCGGCGACUGGAGAGCCCAUCCGCGGGAAAGACGGACUAUGUCAGUUGUGCAAACCAAACGAACCAGGAGUAUUCAUCGGAAAAAUCAUUCCGAAUAACCCAAGUAGAGCGUUCCUGGGGUACGUGGAUAAGUCCGCCUCGGAGAAGAAGAUUGUUCGGGAUAUUUUCCGCAAGGGAGAUGCGGCCUUUCUUUCCGGUGAUCUGUUGUCCGCCGACGAACGAGGAAAUCUGUUCUUCAUGGACCGUACCGGAGACACUUUCCGGUGGAAGGGUGAAAACGUUUCGACCAGCGAGGUGGAAGCCGAGGUCAGCAACGCGUCCGGUUAUCGAGAUACAGUCGUGUACGGCGUUGCGGUUCCCAACAUGGAAGGCCGCGCUGGAAUGGCGGCGAUUUUGGAUCCAGAUCGUCAAGUAGAUUUAGUUAAGCUAGCACAAACUUUGAAGGAAAGCCUGCCUUCUUAUGCUAGACCACUAUUUGUGCGAUUACUCACCAAAGUUGAUAUGACUGGAACAUUUAAACUCAAAAAGCUUGACCUGCAGAAGGAAGAAUUUGAUCCUAAUGUUAUCGUGGAUGCUCUCUACUACCUGUCGCCUAAGGGAACCUAUGAGUAUCUAAAUAAGGAAGUCUUCGAACAGAUUCAGCGAGGGGAAAUUAGGUUCUAGGCUUUCGCAUUUUUGCCGGUAUUGCAUCCCUUUGUAGAACCUCACUUCAUCGCUCCUAUCAGCAACAAUAUUUUUUGUUUUUGGUUUUAUCUUCCGAUCAACUGUGAUAUUGAGCGAAAGCAUCCGGAGCGAGCAGCUGUUUGCCUUCCCCGAUUCCGUUUGUUCUUUCGAGACCUUUCACAUGUAAGAGCAAUAGUUAGCAAGUGGUUGUUGUAUUUGUUGGAUAGUUUCAAUGAUCGUUAUCAUUCAACGUUUAAUUUUCCCAUUAUACCUAAGUUGUAUUUCAUUUGACUGAAGUAAAUGUUAUUGUCGGCGAUAUCAAAGUGUUUUGUAAAUAAUUAGGAAAGAAGGCUGGACUGGGGACCGAAGUACUUAUGUGAGAAAAGGUUUUUUUCUAUAGCUUAUAUUAAAAUUGUGUACAUCUGUUUAGGUUUUUGUUUCCUAUCCAGUACAGAUUCAAAAGUUUAGCUAGACAAUAUUGCAUUUAAGUUGAAAACACAAAAAAUGGUAGAAAAUAGAUAUUUGAAAUAAAUCGGGUUACAUGUGUA
Molecule: messenger RNA, 3286 nt
Organism: Topomyia yanbarensis
Lineage: Eukaryota; Metazoa; Arthropoda; Insecta; Diptera; Culicidae
Gene: Fatp1
Product: long-chain fatty acid transport protein 4
Exons: 8
Coding region: 855-2738 (627 amino acids)
Biological process (GO): triglyceride homeostasis
Cellular component (GO): endoplasmic reticulum
Molecular function (GO): long-chain fatty acid-CoA ligase activity; long-chain fatty acid transmembrane transporter activity
Source: RefSeq, a predicted model, not a curated record